This is a messenger RNA of Kockovaella imperatae, 928 nucleotides long. RefSeq names its product RmlC-like cupin domain-containing protein. Bases 165 to 695 code for a protein of 176 amino acids. Lineage: Eukaryota; Fungi; Basidiomycota; Tremellomycetes; Tremellales; Cuniculitremaceae. The transcript has a single exon. The record is from RefSeq and is a predicted model, not a curated record.
GCCACAGUCAGAGUACAAAAGUUUACACUGACAUCUGACAAGUAUCACAUCGCUGCAGGACUGUCAAGGGAAUCGGAGACUCACCCUCUCAAGUGAGAUAUAUAACGACUACACAUCACAGCCAACUACUCCCAUCACACCCGCUCCCACCCGCUCUCCUCACCAUGACCCGCCCCACAGACAUCUCUGCCGUUCCCUAUUCUGGACCCCCGCUCCACGGUGUCCCAGACGACCUCGUUGUGCAUGGUGUGCUCGACAUUGACAACUGUGACGAACGUCUCUGGGUACCUCAGACAAAGGACGUUUGGUUCCGACCGUUACUAUUCUCAGUCUCCCAAGGAUACUUUGUCAACCUCUUACGGGUCCGAAAAUCAGGCAUCUUAUCCCGUCAUCGACACACUGGUCCCGUUCACGCCACUGUCCUUCGAGGUCGAUGGCACUACCUCGAACACGACUGGUGGGCCGAGGAAGGCGGAUACGCUUUCGAACCUCCUGGUGAUAUCCACACGCUCGAAGUCCCCGAAGGCGUCGAGGAAAUGGUCACGCUGUUCCACGUCACCGGAGCCUACAUUUAUGUGGACCCCAAAGGGAAUGCCCAGGCGAUAGAGGAUGUGUUCUCAAAGAUCGAGUUGGCGAAGGAGCACUUUGAAAAGGUCGGUUUGGGUGCAGACUACGUCAACAGGUUCAUCCGUUGAAGGGGGGAACGGUCACAGGGAGAAGUAGUAGAGGACAGGAGAAACAUCAGUCACAUCGGCGACCUUUCGUCAUGGUCUCCAUCACACUUGCAUGCACCAUUGUAUCCAUUCAAGGGGUUUGUUGCGAGGCGGAUGUGGAGCUGAGAGGCGAGAAUGGAGAUAGGCACUGACACUAGUUUUCAGUGUCCUUAUCUUUUGUGGCACUUUCUGAAAUGAAGAUCCUUUGAUAAGAU